Molecule: messenger RNA, 2598 nt
Organism: Myxocyprinus asiaticus (Chinese sucker)
Lineage: Eukaryota; Metazoa; Chordata; Actinopteri; Cypriniformes; Catostomidae
Gene: snx16
Product: sorting nexin 16
Exons: 7
Coding region: 256-1170 (304 amino acids)
Biological process (GO): endosome to lysosome transport; early endosome to late endosome transport; protein targeting to lysosome
Cellular component (GO): late endosome; early endosome; extrinsic component of endosome membrane
Molecular function (GO): phosphatidylinositol binding
Source: RefSeq, a predicted model, not a curated record
CACGUUAAUUUAUAAUAAUACGAAAUGUAAUAUAAAGACAGACUACUGUAAAUAUGACAUUUUUAAUCAGACUGAUGGGUUAUUGUUAUGAAUUUGAUUUGUUUGUUUCUUUGUGAAUUAUGAUAUUUCAAUGAGAAUCAUCACUGUCUGUAGCGCUGAUGACGUCAUUAGUUGAAUGAACUUCAGUGUUGAUCUGAUAAACUCUCACUUCUCUCUUCAGUCUCUCUCUCUGUGUGUGUGUGUGUGUGGAGAGCGAUGGCCACACCGUUUGUUCCUGUGCCGGUGCCCAUAGACAGAGCCCCGCAGGCGGACAGUAAGAGAGCCGCCCCGCCGUGUCAGAGUCCCGUCACCCGCGCCAGACUCAACGGCACCGAGCGCUCGGUGGAAUAUUCCAGUUACCCGCAUCCGAACAGCCCGCCAGAGACCCCGGGUCUGAGCUGGGAGGAGCGGCCCAUCACACCAACCGUGCUGGGGUACGAGGUGAUGGAGGAACGGGCCAAAUUCACAGUUUAUAAAGUUCUGGUGAAGAAGACUCCAGAAGAGAGUUGGGUCGUGUUCAGACGCUACACAGACUUCUCAAGACUCAACGACAAGCUGAAGGAGAUGUUUCCUGGAUUCCGCUUGUCUCUUCCUCCAAAGCGUUGGUUUAAAGAUAAUUAUGAGACAGAUUUCUUGGAGGACAGACAGCUCGGCUUGCAGGCGUUCCUCCAGAACCUCGUGGCCCAUAAAGACAUCGCCAACUGUGUGGCAGUUCGGGAAUUCUUGUGUCUGGACGAUCCGCCUGGCCCGUUUGACAGUCUGGAGGAGAGUCGGGCAUUCUGUGAGACACUAGAGGAGUGUAACUACAGGCUUCAGAAGGAACUUCUUGAGAAACAGAGAGAAAUCAGCUGCUUAAAGAAAAUACUGCAGGAGAAAGAGCUUCAUAUUCAAGCACUUGAAAGAAGAAUCAAUGGAAAUGUGGUCACUCCAGACAGUCCGUGUUGUGUGUCCGGUGCGGGCAGCACUGAGAGCAGUGUGGACGUCGAGUCUUCUGCCAUUGAAGCCGAUCAGGAGCUGCCGCAUGAAAAUGAUUGUGCGGUUCAGUCGGGUCAGGGUUCAGUGUGUUGGUGCGGUCCGGUCGUCAGCAGUGCUUCUCCUCCAGUUAUUCAGGUCACUCAUCUGGAACACUGACCGACAGGAAGUGUCUGUAUCUCUCCUCUCUGUGUCUGUGGACAGACAGAUGCUCCUGUCAUGUGAUGAGACGUGUUUGCUCAGCUUGAGAGGAAUGACUCGUGUUUAAUCUCAGCCAAAGACUGACGCUCUGCCCAAAGACACAAACGAAUGCACGACUCACUGAACUACAGGAAGCAGAAUUGUUUUUCUCUAACAGUCCAGCGCUCCAGCGACACUGAAUCCAUGUGAAUCGAGUCUGAACAAGGAAAACAUCUCUGUCUGUUCUCAGGAUCACGUUUAUGUUAUUAUUAGUAAUAAUACUGGUGAAUUUGGUGAAAUUGAGGUAUGAGUGACAUGAACACAUGUUGUUUGUCAGGUUUCAUCUCUGAUUCUGGUUUCUUCAUGUUCAGAAUAUGAGAUUUAUUUUAUGUAAUUUCAGAAGAUGGUCAUCAUUCACUUAAUUCUGUAAUAUUGACUUCAGUGACAUGUAGCUUCAUAAUGAACUGGUCAGAUUUGUUCUCUCUUCAGUCUUGGCCUUAAAUAUUUGGGUGAAGUUUAAUAAAUUAUACAAUCAUGCAGCGCUUCUGUGGGAUGAAAUGCUGCUAGUUCUAGUUUUUCACUUCAAUGUCCUGCAUCACUACAAGCCAUAUUUACUUGUGCGUGUCUUAAUGUGCUCACAUGUUUACGUUAAAUGUAGGGUUAGCUGUACCAGGUCACAUGAUGCACUUUAAGGUCCAGAGGGAUUAUGGGACAGAUGUGUCUAAACUACUUGAUCAUCAUGUUUGAACACAAGAUUCCUGUAGAGCAACGUGCCUUUCCACAAACACAAUGAGAAUUUCACCCGAUGACACGGUGCCUUGCGGCUUUUCCCUUUGCAUCAUUUUAUAUAUUUAUUUGACUUGCAUAUUAAAUUUUGCUUUGGAUGUUUUUGCUUUUGGAUAUUUCAAAUGGUCUCUUUGGAUGAUUUGUGAAUGACAAUGUUUUUAUUAAUCCAAAUGUUCAUAGACGCAGGAAGUUAGGCAGACUCGCAGCGUUGUUCACCAGUGACUAUAAUGUAGACUUCAUAUUCAUCUUCUCUAUUAAACUCUGUUGUCACAUUUAUCCAAGUUUCAUAUUUGCAUUUUGCAGCAUGAUUUGAUGGCAUCCUCACUGAAGUUUGUAUCUGUCAUUCCAAGAUAAUGCAAACUGACAGAAAUGUGUUUUUAAAGGUGUCAUACAUUUUCUUUCUCUGGUUUUCAGCUCAGAUGAGUAAUCGCUUUCUUUUCUAAUUCUUCUGUUUUUAGUUAAAACAUGCUAAAACUGAUUACUAUAUAAACUCACUUUAUGCAAAAAUGGUUAUGUUCAGAAAAUAAUAGAUUGACUAAUUAUACAUUUUCAGUGUAAGGAUUUGCAAUGUUAUGUUUAUUAGAUAUGUUUUAUCUAAUAAAAAAAGGCUCUUUUGUGUCU